Cantharellus anzutake is the source of this 564-nucleotide messenger RNA. RefSeq lists its product as uncharacterized. The transcript is spliced from 3 exons. The record is from RefSeq and is a predicted model, not a curated record. The annotation marks the transcript as partial. Lineage: Eukaryota; Fungi; Basidiomycota; Agaricomycetes; Cantharellales; Hydnaceae.
AUGACGAGCGAAGCCGCCUUGACUCGCGUUAGUCCCAUUCUGACGUUCCUCCGUUUGGGAGGCGCCGAUCAGUCACGGUCGAUUCUUCCUUUCCUUCCUCGCUCGCUCCGAUACCUAUUGCUUGUGAUUCUGCUCGUUAACUAUCGGGCUCUUCCCUUCGUCUGGCAUCUGAGGACUUUCGGCUCUGUCAUUCAGGUCCGAUUGCAAGGAUUGUUCAAAUGGUUCAAUCACGAUAAGCGUAGACGAUUCGUGGAGCAUCUUUCUCCCAUAGGAGAGGAUCCCUUUGAGCUCACGGUUACCUAUGCAACUACCGUGGGGCUCUCGGAUUGUGACUAUAACGGCCAUCUAAGCAACUCUGCGUACGCUAAGAACUUGGACUACGCACGAAUGAGAGCUGCGGUUAUUUGCUUCCCAAGUAUCCUUGAAGCCAAGGGGUGGCUAGGAUUGGGGACAUCCCACUUUCACUUUAUUCGUGAAAUUCCUCUCUGGACACAAUACGAAAUCCGAAUUAAUAUCGCUUCAUGGGAGGAUAAAUGGCUUAAUCUCGUCGUUCAAUUUGUGACU